CAAGGUAGGGCAAUCGGGGCUACAGCCCGCCCCCCGACGCCGAGCUGUGGUGUGAAGCCUCGUCUGUGCAGCUGGUGGUAAAGGGGAUAUAGGAGCAAGCCAAAAAAGACCAGGACCCAGCGCCGUGCCGCUGUGGGCCCACCCCUCGUCUCCCGGCACCAAGGCUGUUGGAGCCCGGGGUGUUUUUUCCUUGUCCUCGCCACUUCCCAGUCCCUGGCCCAACAUGAUACUGACCAAAGCCCAGUACGACGAGAUAGCCCAGUGCCUAGUGUCUGUGCCGCCUACCAGGCAGAGCCUGAGGAAGCUGAAGCAGAGGUUCCCCAGUCAAUCGCAGGCCACUCUGCUGAGCAUCUUCUCCCAGGAGUACCAGAAACAUAUCAAAAGAACACAUGCCAAACAUCAUACUUCAGAGGCGAUUGAAAGUUAUUAUCAGAGGUACCUGAAUGGAGUGGGAAGAAAUGGAGCUGCCCCAGUGCUCCUGGACCUGGCCAAUGAGGUGGACUAUGCACCCUCAUUAAUGGCUCGGAUUAUACUAGAGAGGUUUCUACAAGAGCAUGAAGAAACUCCACCCUCCAAGUCUGUUAUAAAUAGUAUGCUACGGGACCCUUCUCAGAUUCCAGAUGGAGUUCUAGCAAAUCAGGUCUAUCAGUGCAUUGUGAACGACUGCUGUUAUGGACCACUGGUAGACUGCAUCAAACAUGCCAUUGGUCAUGAGCAUGAAGUCCUGCUGAGAGACUUGCUUCUGGAGAAAAGCCUGUCUUUCCUAGAUGAAGAUCAGCUCCGUGCCAAGGGUUAUGACAAAACACCAGACUUUAUUUUACAAGUUCCAGUUGAUUUGGGCCGGGCUUAGUCAUCUAUUGGUACGGCUUUAUCCAGGAACUGGACUGUAACCGGGAAAGGGGCAUCCUGCUCAAAGCCUGUUUCCCCACGGACAUUGUCACCUUAUGCCAUAGCCUAGCUUGACCCCGAUGGUCCUGGAAGAGAAGCCGGGAGGAAAAGGUGAAUCCGGAAGCAAUUUUACUUUCCUGCAAUGUAAACUCCUGGCACCAUCUGCCCUGAACUUGAGCUGAACUCGGGCUGCCCGUGGCCACGCCACUACCUCUUUAGACAAACAUAUCAAGAGUUUCUGUUUUCCUUCAUCCCUUGCUGAUGUGAACAGCCAAGAACUACAGACACAACCCACUCAUUAUCAGCAUUUCUGUCUCUGUCAAACAGUUAGUUUAUAGAUAGUCAUAAUCUUUCUUCCUUCCGGAUGGUUUCUGCUCAUACUGAACAAAAGAAGAAAUGUGGAGACUUGAAAGGUGUGAUUUUUCAAUUCUCCUCCCAGUUCCCGAACCACCCCCUUAUUUUUUUUCUAAGCCUCUAUUCAUUCUUUCUCCCCCCCCCCCCCCCCCCCCCGAUGUCUUCACAUACUCUCACAGGUCCCCAGUGUUAAAUUACCAUCAUGGAAUAAUCUAGCACAAUCAUAGCAGAUUGGAAGACAUGGAGGCUGAAACUAGAUUUCUGCUCUCACCUGCCAGGCUCUAGUAGACCUCGAUGGUAGCCUCUGCUUGUUUUGUCCAGUCUUUACGGUUUCCUGACUUCCCUGGCAUUGAGCCACGCUGAAAAAAUAGACUCGAUGAGAAUUUCCUCUUUUUAUGAUACUUAUUUGAACACCAAAGAUUUUCCAUUUAUCUCAUGUAGAAGUAUUGGUUACAUUGUGUCUGGAAACCACACUCCUUUGGACUGGGGGCAAAAGGGAGACCAUUGAAGCAUGGUGCCAGCCUGGGCAAAAGUUUAUUUUGAGACACGGCUGCUUGUCAGUAUGAAUGGUAGUCAGUAUUUUUAUGCGUACAACUUUUUAAAAGCACAUUCUGUGCACGGCUUUGUAUCUGCAUUUUAUAUGACAUAAUAAUUACAUAACAAUCAGAUAAUUUAGGCAUUAGAAAUGUUCAGCUUUGAACGAAUUAAGUGUACCAGAAAUAAGCCUAGAGAGUUUUCCAAAUAAGCAAAAUAAAAGGGAUUUUGUAUUUGUUUGCUUUUAUCUACUCAGUUUUUACACGGCUAACCAAGUUUCGAUUUAAAGCAAAACAUCAAUAAAUUCAUUAUAAACCUAUCUUUUGGGAGGUUAAAAGCUUAUCUAUACCUGAAAAUGUACUUAUAAAAGACUUGCCCCCAUGUUGAAAAUCUAUUAUAUCUUUUAUAAUGAACAGAUGAAAUUGGGAAAUACUAACAAAAAUAGAACUUCUGCAACCACCUCUAAGUUAUAUACAUGGCUUGCUUCUUUGAAAAGACAAAAUCCACCAUUUGCGCCCUGUUAAUUUUGUACCUAAGGAGGUUUGCAAAUAAGUCUGCCAGCUGCCUUUCCUUUUGAAAGACACAAACACGUCCGGCCCAGACGUGUGGAUUUUAACUCUGUAGUGGGUUGCAUUCCACAAAAGAGGAGGAGGAAAAUGAAAUGGGAAGGAGGUCUCUGUGGCAGACUUGUGUGUCAGCGUACAAUUCUCACGCAGGUUUUGGGAGUGAAAUAGAAUCAUCUGAAACUACUGUUGUCUUUGCACACGCGUGCACACACAUGCACACACUUUAACACUGUUGUUGAGAAACAGUUUUCGUGGCAUGCUCUAAACUGCUUUUUUCUUCUUUAGGAACGAAUUACAUUUCAUCUGCACAGAUGUUGAAAAGCCUGUUAAACCCUUGUCAAGGAUUUGUUGGCUUUGCAUUAAACAAAUUUAUGAUGAGGGCGCACAAAUAAAUUUAAAAAAAUAGAAGAGGUGCUUGCAUUUCGUAUUCCUGCUUAUACCUGGUGCCCUGACAUAAUGUGUUAGAAGAAGGUACUGGUAUUCUCUGGCUACGGCACCACCUCCUGUUGAUGAACAAGGUCUUAAAAUGUGGCCCUUCAACAUGGGAACAAGACCAGUAAGCCAUACAUAGGAUGAUAAAGUUCUCAAGUUUCAAAACUAAGUUUUUUCCCACCUGAAACGAAUGUGAUUAUUCUGUCUACCACUCUUCAGCUGGAAGGGUAUAGGGAGACAAGAGUAGUGUUCCCAAAUUGGAAACUCCAAGCCUCCUUGUUCUUUUUCCUUUUAUGGUAGAAAUCUUUAUCUGUGUUAAACCGGUGUGUGUUGUUUACUUGUUUGUUUUUUUAGUUAAGACAAUAAAAACGGCCCUGGAAAGUA
Messenger RNA from Felis catus (domestic cat), 3158 nucleotides. It is a transcript of the gene CDIN1, whose product is annotated as chromosome B3 C15orf41 homolog. The coding region runs from base 224 to 850 and encodes 208 amino acids. The record is from RefSeq and is a predicted model, not a curated record. Gene Ontology annotation, cellular component: cytoplasm; nucleus. The transcript has 10 exons. Lineage: Eukaryota; Metazoa; Chordata; Mammalia; Carnivora; Felidae. Gene Ontology annotation, biological process: erythrocyte differentiation.